AUUACGGUAGCAAAUCACCCGGUUCUUUACGACCAGAACUAUUUACCGGGAUACAAACCGGAGGAACCAGGCAUGGAGGGAGGUGGCAGAGACAGUGGAUGAAACUGCACCAGUGCUAAAAGCUGGAGAGAGUAUGAGAGAAAGACUUAUCCAUCCAGUUUAACAGAGAUAAUAUCUCACUGAAGUACAGCGAAAUGGAUGUGGUACCGCUCGCUGCUCCUUCUGCUACACCUAAGCCGAUCAAGCCGAUCGAUCUCGAGGAGUGCAUCCUAUGCGAGAGAGAGAGUACCUCUCUAGUGGUGAAAUCGGCAGGGGUUAUAUUGUUUCGCUUGCCAAACAAACAGAGAGUAAUGACACUCGAGCUGCUAGGGUUCUUCGACUGACCGUGCAAGAGCAGGGUAUCAUGAAAUACCACACCUCAUCUUGCUACAGUAGUUUUCAAAGGGAUAUGGCUAAGACUGACAGCAUAACCCAACCACUAGAACAAUCAGAACCAUCUCAGCAGGGGCCUAUUAAUGAUACAUCUGAGCGACACAGCAAGCGAUUUAAGUCCAGUGUAACUACAAAUGUCUGUAUCUUUUGUGGUUCGGAUUGCAAGACAUUUAAACAGAAGAAAAUACACACAUUGUUCAGAAUCUGUGAAAGGCCCAUGGCCCAAAAACUACUAAAUGCGGCCAUGUUGUUCAAGGACCAUGUGUACACUGAAACAGCGGCAAUGUGUAAGCUAGAUGAUGUUUUUGCGGCUGAUAUCCGAUAUCACGACCAAUGUUGUAAAGUCUAUUUCAAUAAAUAUCAUGCUAAAAUUGAGGAAAUACUGAAAAACCUCAAAAUGGAGGAGUCGGUAACAGCCGGAGACAACUCCUUCAAGGCUAGAUUUUUAGCCCUUGGGAUUGACUUUAGUAGGUCAGCACACAGUCUGACUUCCAUCUGAGACAGGCUAAAUGAAGGUUCAGCUGGAAUAGUGUCAAACAGAACUGUAAAGCAGCUGAUCAUCGAGAUGUAUGGAGACGCCGUCUGUUUUACAUACCCAAGUAACAAACGAAUAUCCCAGAUGGUACUUUGUACCAACAGUUCUAUAGAGGCCUUGGUAGAGUCCCUGCGAGUUUCACCUGUCCAACAGGUUGCAACUGAGCUGGCACAGGAGCUGACAGGAUAUAGGUUUGGACUGCAGAUGUGCCUCUGUGAGCCCCAAGACCUCAAACUGUCCAUGGACAUAUUAAUUAAGAACCCACCACCAAGAUGGGAGGAGUUUUGCUCCUAUAUGUUCAAGGGGAAAACAACCUCUAAGCUGAAGACUGAUGUAGUCUUUCAAAUUCUGCACUACAUCAUGACUGAUGGCAAGGAACCAACACCUUUCCAUGUCAUGGCGGCUCAAGGAGUGCACAGUCUGACACGAUCAAAAGAGCUAGUGACCGCUCUUAACCAUCAUGGAAUAUGUGUCAGCUACAACACAGUCAAGAGGAUUGAUGUGGACCUCGCUGAACGGAUCAUCACUACAGCAGGUGGCAAUAGAGUACCUCUUCCCACUGUCCUUGAAGCAACAAGCCCACUAAAUGGGGCAUUGGACAACUUUGACCGCAAUGAAAGCACCCUGGCAGGAACAGGCUCCACACACGAUACCAUCCUUGUUCUCUUCCAAAAUGUUCCAAUUCAUCUGGCGAAACCAUCAGAGGAGAGUGAGAUCUCUGCAAGGCCCCUUGCCGCUCAGAGCCGGACCACAAUAAAGCUUAGGUAUACAGUCAGCUGCCAACAGCUCAUCAGGAUGGGGGCAGUGAAGGAACGCGGGGUGAUACCCACCAACUACAAGGUAUCAGAGAUUCUCUCCAAUUCUACUACAUUGGGCCCGAUAGCCCCAGCAACAGUUGUUGAUCCAACAACAGUCUCUACUACAGCAGCAGAACCCUCUACCUCAGCAACAGAGUCAACCACUGUAGUAUCUGAUGUGAUACACACUUCCACGGCAACAGACCCAUCAACCUUGACAACAGGCCCCAUCGCCAUGGCAGCAGAACCAACUUCCAACACAACAAGCUCCACUACUGCAGCAGCAGAAGUCUUGGAUAUGUCAACAGACCCCUCUCCCACAACAACUGAUAGCUCCACCACAGCAACAGACUUCACUGGGUCCACCAAGUCAAUAGAUUCGGACUAUUUUCUGUGGAUAGUCAAUCGCUUCUCCAAAAGAGCGACACAUGAGAGUGACUAUGUCCCAGGAUUUACAGCUCUGAGAAGUGCAACUGUGAAUAGCACCUUUCAUCCUACCACCACAAUUCUUACCCCCAUCCUUCCCUAUCCAGCUACAACAUACGAUGCAAUCUUCACCACGAUGAUUAACUUUCAGGAUGCUCUGAAACAGAAGGGUGAUACCUGUAAAGGAAUAUUUUAGUCUUGUUAAAGUAUAUAGAGUUUAGUGACUUGUCCUCGGGAAUCUGUUUCUGGUUAAAGUGUAUUCCUGCCUGUAAUGUGAUCCAAAGCUUCUCAGGAGGACACAGGUCAAGAGGUCAUCUGAUAUCUUGUGGGGGGAGAAGCUUGGCUCAUGUGGGUUUGCAAUGCAACGAGUCUUUGUCUCGACAUCUGGCAUGCAUUAAAGGAAAACCCGCGUGUUUUAGGGCCCUCCUCUUCUAAGGUAUAGAUGUGUUCUUGGCGCUUUUGUCUUCAGAGUUGGCUGGUAUCUUACAUGAGAACUGUAGUAUACUGUGAUCUCUCCGGCCGUACGAAUUCUCAAUAAAUAUCAGUGUAUUGACAGGCGAAUCCAGUUUCCCUCAUUUGAUGAUUGGCUCAACAUUGCUGCAAAGAAGUUUUUACUUCACAAUACCUACGGUGGGUUGUGGGCCGACGAAGGUGUGUACCGUAUUGCCAAGGAAAUUCAGCUCAUGAAACCAGACCAGUUUAGCAACAUAUUCCUUGGUCUAGGUGGGUUUCAUAUGGAGAAGAUUGUGUUGGCCUGUCUUGGUACAUAUCUGGAACCCUCUGGAAUGUUUGCUGUUCUAGUUGAGACCGAGUGCUAUGGUACUGAUGUCAUCAAGACUGUGAUCUCCGGUUCCCACUAUUCCAGGGCCCGCACUGCCCAUUCAAUGAUACACAAGGUCCUCACAUCUAUGAUGUUGGAAGCAUUCCUCUCCAAAUACCCUGAGAGACUAACGGAGCUAGAGGCACUGCAGGUCAACUGCCAGUCCAAAGACCUCACGGCCGAAGAAUGGAACACGACAAAGGAGCGUGCUGACACCAUCCAAGCAGCCUUUCAAGUCUACCUGAAGGAAAGGGCAUCGCUGUCCCAGUCCUUUGAUUACUGGAACACAUACGUUUCUGACCUGUACCCAAUAGUUAGGGAUCUGACCAAUUCUCUGCGCUCUGGAGAUUGGAUUCUCUACCUCAGUGCUAUGGAGAGGGCAACUUCACUGUUCUUCUUUUUUGGGAGAACAAACUACUGUCGGUGGACACCAUUAUUCCUGCAGGACUGCUAUCAACUGAAGGAUAAGUUCCCACUACUGUACGACUCCUACAUGCAUGGUGGAUUUGUCGUGAACACCACCAAGAAAGGUAGUGGAGUGCCGUUUGACCAGGCGCUAGAGCAGUGCUACAACCGGCCUGCCAAAGUGAGUGGGGGGAUAAUUGGUAUCACCAGGAAGAAGGAAGCAGUAGCUCUGUGGGGUAUCAUCAAGCAUAAGAAAGACCAGUACGUUGACCUCCUGAAGAUGAAGGAUGAUGUAGAAGGAGAACUCUCACUUCACCACGACUUCAAUCCGAGUACUGCAACUAAGAUAGUUGGGAUGGUGCAAGACAUAGCAGAGUAUCUCCUGAAGGUAUGCAGUCCUCUACAAGACCAGGUAGCGCUGAAGAAUAUUUUCACUGGAGGAAUUGUGACCAACGUAGACAUAGACAAGUUGUUGUGCUGUAUGAAGGAGGGCAGCGCUGCUUGUGCUAAAUGUAUCGAUGAGCGACUCAGAAAUAGGUCGAUAUCGAUAUACUCAACUAUUAGCAAAAUCAAGUUUACGUCCCCUAAGACCACCUUGAAUUUGGCUCCCAAAGUAGACAUCAAAGAUGAGACAAUCAAAGCUCUCAUGUUUAUUGAGUAUGGGUGUCACCGGGGUUUCACUGUUGAGGAGCUACUCCAGCAUGAGAUCACCAACUCUGCGUUCUUCUUGGUUGACAAAGAUGGUUACUUGAGGAAGAGUGCCAAAUCACAACUUGGGACUGAGCUGCUGAAGUUGUGCCCACUAAUAGAUAAAAAAAGGUCCAGAAACAUCCCCACAAACCCACGCCAUCAUUAUCGACUUCAUGGCCUUGGUGAGAAAGGUCCCCUUAAAGAAGCUUGAUCCGCCCGUCAAAACAUUCCAUGACUUUGCUAUUGCAUUGACAUCUAUGGUCACCAAAGCUGGGCACAACUGUGAUGAGAUCCACAUCGUUUUCGACACUUACAGAGAGGAUAGCAUCAAGAAUGGAGAGAGGGAGAGAAGAUGGAAGUCAAAGGAAAUGGUUGUCCUUGAUGUGAUAUCACCGAACCAAAAUGUCCCAGUGGUGUUAUAGAACUUCUGGUCGUCUUCCAUCAGCAAAACCGCUUUCCAGGCAUUCUAUGUUGAGUGGCUCACCACCAAUUACCAAGGUACCAAACAUUCUAUACCUUGGUAUAUCACCACAGGCAUGGACGGUGUCAGCUGGGUGUGCUUCUCCAUUCCCUCGGCUCAACUGCACACACGAGGAAGCUGACGACAGGAUGAUGUUCCAUGUGCAGGACAUUCUAUGCCACCGGUCAGGACCUACAUCCAUUACGCUGUCAUCAGGUGACACAGAUGUAUUUGUGUGCCUGUUAUACCACAUCACAGUCAAUUGGAGAGAUCUUGGUCUCAAAGAGCUCUGGCUCGUCCGCAACUCAGGAGUGAGAAGAUCAAUAUUACCACUCCACGAUAUCUGCUUAGCGCUGGGAGACGAGCUCACAAAGUGUCUCCCAGCACUCCAUGCGCUGACUGGGUGCGAUACAACCAGCAAGAUAUCAACUAAACUUGCAGCCCUGAAUGCUGUCAGAAUAUUCCUCUCUGAUCCUGAAUUUCGACAGUCCACAGCUAACAGAAAAUGCAAUACAGCUGGCAGAGACAUUCUUGGUCAAGUGUCUCAAACCAUCAACAGACCUGAAGACAUUUGACGACCUGCGACUCGCUGCAUUUGAUAGCAAUGCCCUCAAGAUGGACUUCGAGAGAACCACUUGCACAUCAACUAAUGCAAGAAAACAUAUCCAUAGAGGGUAUCACCAACAGCAGCUGUGGGUCCAAGCCCCAUUUAGAGACGCCACCUCGAUUAUGAAUGCCGAGAAUUAUGGUUUUGUAGUUCAUUAGUCCCUGAGUUUGUGAUCUCAAAACCCGAAGGCCUGCCAGAUCCCUGCACAUGUGGCAAGUGUGCUCACAAGAAUGGGUGUCCCUGCAGGGUAGCUGGGAUCAAGUGUUGCAAGUACUGCAAAUGCAAGGGAGGUGAUUGUUGUAAAAACCCUAUCACUGAAUGAGCACUGCUCAUCAUCCUCAUACGGGGACCUGGACUCUGUUGUCUUACUCUUCAUGUUCCUCACCCUGGUUUACGUGACACAUAAACAGUACUAAUGUGGUGUUAAAUAAGUAUUGUUGGCUGUUGGGUAAUUUAUUUAAGCUCUCUACAUGACACAAAUGUUCUAACUUUGCUCUAAGUCCAGAAAGUUUAAAUUAAUAAAUAUAAUGGCCAUUCCAGUGUGUAUAGGUAGUUGUAUGUAAGUUGACCUAUUAACGGUUUUUAGCCAUUUCUAGUAAAAUAUGAACAUUUUGAGGACCUCAAAAGCAGUCUUGUUAGUUUAUAAUUAAAUGGUUAUAUUAAUUAGUAGAAGACCUAAGUUAAGAUAGGCAUGUAUGCACAUAAUUCAUGAGAGGAUAACUCAAUUUCCUGUACUUGGGUAGUUGUAUGGUAAUAAGUGGACCGAAUGUUCUCGUAAAAUAUCAAAUUAGAAAUUUCUAAUACCCCCCUCCCCCUAGAUAUGGCCAUUCUGAACAUUUUGAGCACCUCAGAAAAUCUGUAGCUCAAACUGUUUAGAAGAUACAGCUAUAUCGGAAGUAGCACUUCAGAUGAAAAGGGGCGUGGUCAUUUAAAAAAGGGCGUGGUAAUUUGGGGGCUUUUUGUCCCGGAUAGAGAUUUUGGCACACAUCCCAAGUUGUUCAGUGGGGUCAUAUUAGUCUACAACAGUUGAGAUAUUCUCUCCUAAAUUAAGUGCAUACAUAUCUAACCCAGGUCCUCUACUAGUGUGGACGUACCGUAAAUAUGAUAACUAAUGUCACUCACAACCUGUAAUGUUUAAUUAUACUGCUACACGCAAUACUCUUAUUUUGGUAACCCCUUAUCCGGAAACCGGAAGUAGCGAGCUAAGAGGCUCCGGCUUGACGAGGUUAUUGAAGGAUGACUGUAGCCUACACUAGAGCUGACCGGAGAAUAAAGACACGGCAACUAAAGCUUCACUUGUAACGUGUUUAUAUGGAUUUAUUCAACAGACUGCAAGUCACAACACAACCUGGCCGAGAGGGCUUUAACUGAAGACAAAUUGAGAGCAUCAUUGCGAAAGGGAUGCAGCAAAAAUAAUCGUUUUGUUUCGAUUACGCUGUUUUCAUAAUCGUUGCAAGCCAAAAUCGUAAUCGAAAUUAAAAUACGAUUAAUUGCACAGCCCUAAUUAUAACUGAACCCCACAGUAAUACAAAUUAGGAUGCACAUGAUAAGAAUCAUAAUGAGGUUAAAGGUAAACACUUCUUUAUUUGAAGACAAUAUUGAAUACAUCUGGUGCACUUUAUCAUAAAGAGAUGAUACUAUAAAACAGUUAUCAGCUUGUUUAGCAAGGAAUAAAUGCAAGCAGAUGUUUAAAUACCAGAACGCAUUUACAGUUGUAAUCAUGUUUACAUCUGCAGGGCAACAUAAAAUAAGUUUGCAACAUUUAACCUAAGACCUGUAUUUUAUUCUCUAUAUCAGCACAACAAAUAUGAAGGAUUUGUAGGCUUGCCAAGCAGGACCCAACAUUUUGGAUUUCACCUCUUUAUGCUGAUUUUCCUUCACUUCAAGGAAUUAUUUUAGAUGAUAGGCCACUUUGAUAACGUUUUAAGCAGAGAAAACUCCUAUUGUGAAGCUGGUGAAAUCAUCAAAGUUUAUCAGUGUAAGUGCUUCUUUCUGCUGUGCGUUGACCCUGAGUUACAGGCCCUGCAAAGAUCUGACACAACUUUUGUUUAGGCUUCUGCUGUUCCUUUCAGCUAACACAGAGAGAUGCCCUGAUGUGUGUUCUGUCAGACUGUCUGCUGUUUACCUUCUGUGCGGCGUUCGCAUGUGAAAGACCAAACAGCAAUCUACAAAAGCACACUGUGGCAAACUGUCAAGGUUGAAACUUGUACUGCUAUCUUCCGCUCUGUAUCAAAAAGCUUCGCCUUGCUCUCUGAUGUGCCGGCACCUGGGUGCUGCUGGGUGCGAUGCCCCCAGCUUUUCUUUGCAUUCAUCUCCCGUCAGUCCAGCUGACAUCAGUUACGAGUCUGCAUAAAUGAAUGCUCUCCAGUCGGCAUGAAAUGGUUUUGUCACUCAAGAAGAACACUCAGCACUCCAAACAUAGGACUACAAAACACAUGCCGAGUGUCGGUGUUUUGAAGACAGGCAUAGAUGGGGACAAGAAAGUCCAAAAGUCUUUUUUUCUUCUUGCCCUUUUCUUAUACUCUCACUUAUAGCAUACAGGCUCAUACAUGCGUUUAUACAUUUCCACUCUAAAGAAAACCAAGCCAAAUUGUUGAUGACCCCCUGAUGACAUCACCAGGGUUAAUUUAUCUCACUUUUGAAAAUUCUCCUUCAGAGCGUCAAAGAACUGCCUUCCCAUGCUGAGCAGUAUUCCCCAUGAAGAAUAUACAUAUUUGUAUUUGUACUUUUGUUAGUGACCUUUUAAAAAAUGCAUAUUCAUCAAGAAUGAUAUUAAAUUACUAUUUGCCAUAUUCAACUGCAGCCAUGCAAUAUUAACGCUGUAUGUUUCAAUCCAAACAAACAUUACAGGGGCUACAUAAGCAGAAAUAUGUGUUAUGUGUAUUUUAUGCAUUCAUCAAUGUCUUCAAAUUAUAAAUGUCUAUGAGCUUGAUUAAAAACCUACAUCUAUACUGUAA
This is a messenger RNA of Gymnodraco acuticeps, 8129 nucleotides long. RefSeq lists its product as uncharacterized. Bases 2874 to 4316 code for a protein of 480 amino acids. The record is from RefSeq and is a predicted model, not a curated record. Lineage: Eukaryota; Metazoa; Chordata; Actinopteri; Perciformes; Bathydraconidae. The transcript is spliced from 3 exons.